AUGUUACACCACCGGCCCGCACACCACACCCCAAGCACGGGCAGACGGUGUGCCUCAACCCCAGACCACCGCACGCGGGUCGUGAACACUCCAGAACAGCAAGACACACCACGAGGCCACACUCCCCAAGCGACUUUUGAGAACGGCACGCCUCAGGGUGGCGUCCUGAGCCCCGUGCUGUUCAAUCUGCUCGUCGAGAAGUUGGCGGCCCUUCCGACGAGCGGAACUGCAAGAGUCCUAUCGUAUGCGGACGAUGUGGCCCUGGUGGUGUGGGGCCCCAACCAGGUGGCCUGCGCCCGCCAGCUCCUCCGCCGGCUGACUCAGACGUGCGCCGCCCUAGGGCUGGUCGUCAACAGGACUAAGACAAAGGCCAUGGCCUUCCGCCACGGCCACCUUCCUGAGCCCUUCGACCUCGAGGGUACGCCCGUGCCGUGGGUGCACACUUACAAGUACCUCGGGGUCACUGUUGACUCCAGCCUGUCCUUUGGCCCGCACAUCGCCCGUGUGCGGGACGAGGUACGGCGGCGCACUAAUGUGAUGAGGGCCCUUGCCAGAACAGCGGGUGGGUCUGGGGACAGGGUCCUGCGGACUUUCUACAUCCAGGGCGUUCGGUCCUGUAUUGAUUACGGGACGCCGUGCCUGCUGACGGUGGGUCCGGCGGCGCUUAGGCCGCUGGAGACAGCUCAGAACGCCGCCCUCCGCGUCAUCGUUGGCGCCCCCAUGUGGACGAAAUGCGUGUGCCUCCGGGCGGAGGCACGCGUGUGCAGCGUCGCCGCGAGAGUCACCCAACUCUCAGUGGGGCAUCUGGCGGCGCUGCUCAGAUGCAUGGGGGCGGAGCAGCUCCGCGCCUCCGUCGGGCAGGCCCUCCUGCAGGACCCUCUCCUGUUCCGCAAGAGAACGUGGGCGACUGUGGCGGCGGCCACGAUUCGCAAUAGCGGACUCCCCCACGCCCUUGUGACGGCUGUGGACGCCCCCCACCCCACCUACGUUGCCCGCCCCCCGUGGGAGCCGCCUGCCUUAACAGCCACCAUACGGCCGCUCGCCAAAAGGAAGGCCCUCCUCACCCCUCUGGAGUUGGCCAGGGAGGCAGACAGCAGAGAGCGGGAAGCAGCGCACCCUGGAGCCUCCGUGUACUUCACGGACGGCUCCGUCAACCACCAGACGGGGGCUGUCGGCGCUGCUUUUGUGUGCGGUGGGGUCACUGCUGUAUUUCGUCUGCCAGACGGUUGUUCCUCCACCCAGGCUGAGCUGGCAGCCAUUGGCGGGGCGCUGGAUCAUGCAGUGGAAGGGGGUCGGGGCCCUGUCUUGAUCCACUGCGAUUCAGUCCCUGCCAUCCGCUCUCUGCUUCAGGACCCCCCGCGCGACAACGUGUCUCUCCUCACCUCCAUCCUUGCGAGGCUGGCAGAGUUGAGAGGAGCGGGGCGCCCAGUAAAGGUUAACUGGUUGCCCAGCCACUCGGGCGUGGCAGGCAACGAGGCGGCGGACGGCGCUGCUGCUGAGGCAACGCUCCUGCCUGCUGUCACGCGGCCUGUUGUGGUUAGCAUUGCCCAAGUGAAAAGGGACAUGGCCGCACGAUCUGCUACUGGGGUCGUCAGGGAGCUGGAGGAGGCCCUGGCUGCGGGCUCGCCGUCCGCGUUUUGGUACUCGGCGGCCACUAACACCGGCGCCCGCCAGCUACCGCCAAAUCUGCCGAGACGGGAGACAUCCAACAUCCGCCGCCUCCGUCUCGGCUACAAAUUGUACACUGUCUACGUGUCACUGGUCACGCGUCGCCAGUUACACGCGACUGCAGCCUUCCUGCUGCUGUGUGCUUCUUCGGGCGACAGCGGCGCCUGCCGAGCCCUUUAG
Molecule: messenger RNA, 1848 nt
Organism: Eriocheir sinensis (Chinese mitten crab)
Lineage: Eukaryota; Metazoa; Arthropoda; Malacostraca; Decapoda; Varunidae
Exons: 3
Coding region: 1-1848 (615 amino acids)
Molecular function (GO): nucleic acid binding; RNA-DNA hybrid ribonuclease activity
Source: RefSeq, a predicted model, not a curated record